Messenger RNA from Haemonchus placei, 1311 nucleotides. NCBI's taxonomy places the organism in Eukaryota, Metazoa, Nematoda, Chromadorea, Rhabditida, Trichostrongylidae. The record is from the annotation of a GenBank genome assembly.
AUGGGCCUGAUUUUCAUUCGUGGACAACUGUUCGAGAAGCAUAUCGAGAAUUUGGGCAAAACGAAUCAUGGAGAAAAUUCAGGCACUUUUGAAUGUGUACAAAUGAUACGGCAACAGGCUGAUGCUCCCAAGUGCAGGAAAAGCAUUACAAGGCAAGGAAUAAGCGAUGACGGUAAGCUACUGUACAGUAAUGGAUACUUGAUUUUCGCUUAUAAGACAAUGGAGGAUAUGUGCACAAAGGAUUUCGCAGCCAGUUGGAAAACGUGGACCGGAGCAAGGCAACUGUGCCAAUUGCUCCCUGAUAAGUAUACCGUGAAACGACUCUCAUUCUUCAAAAAAGUCCACGGUUCGACACAGUUCGCAUACUUAUUGAUUGCUCAAAUAGCAGACCUUAUGAUGGACUGCGCACCGGCUCUGAACGUGUUAAAUUGUUUGAAGCCCAAGAUAUGUGCAUUCGUGGGAGCCUAUAGAAUUGUAACGUUUAAGGUGGACGCUGUUCUUUGCAAUGCUCUCGGUCUUUCUGAAGAUCAACAUUUAUACAUGUAUACAAGCUCGUUGAAAGUUAACUACAGUAAUCAUACAGCAUUUGCCAGCUAUCCGGGUUAUAACGAAUUUCGAAGUGAGGACGAGAAAAAGCAGGUGACAAAACCGGACAGUACGGAGCCCGAGUCAAAUCGAAAGUCCUCUGAGACGCAGACUGAUCCUGUAGAGCGGCCGACAGCACGAAGGACAUUACCAAGAACGAUUUCGAUCUACGACUUUCCGUCCAUGAAAAAUUCGUCGACCAUUACUCACAAGGAAACACCAGACAUGUAUGAACCAGAACCAGGAACUUCUACAGAACUACAGAAAGCUGCUGAGAAAUCGCGUCUGCUCGACACAUGCGAUUAUAUGAUGGAUAAAAAAGCGUCGCCGAUACCAGUAGCGCUUGUGCAUCCCCUACCAUCUUCUCCUACAGGAGUGUGGGUAAGAAAGAAACCGCCAAGAAAAGUUGGUUGUGUGAUGUUCGAGAACAAGUUCCCCUUCCCGACGAAGGAGCCAGAAGUCCCAGAAAAAAGCCCUGAGUUCGACCGAAGGGAUGCUAUCGAACGACUAAUCGUGGAUCUGGUGACCGACCCAAAGGAUGACGACAAAUCUGUGAAGGAGGUGAUAAAGUCACCACGACGAGCUCAUUCGGAAUCUCGAACGAACGUGGAGCGACGGAAAUUGAACGUCCCAGAUGAUGAUAGCCUAUUGCAACGUCUCAAGCUAAACUACUUCAACUCACCCGACUAUACCAGUGCCGAGUUACGGGAAAUUAAUUCUGACUGA